AUGGAACUGAAGGCUGAGGAGGAAGAGGUGGGUGGAGUCCAGCCGGUGAGCAUCCAGGCCUUCGCCAGCAGCUCCACGCUGCACGGCCUGGCCCACAUCUUCUCCUACGAGCGGCUGUCACUGAAGCGGGCGCUCUGGGCCCUGUGCUUCCUGGGCUCACUGGCCGUGCUGCUGUGUGUGUGCACGGAGCGUGUGCAGUACUACUUCAACUACCACCACGUCACCAAGCUCGACGAGGUGGCUGCCUCCCAGCUCACCUUCCCUGCCAUCACGCUGUGCAACCUCAAUGAGUUCCGGUUUAGCCAAGUCUCCAAGAACGACCUGUACCACGCUGGGGAGCUACUGGCCCUGCUCAACAACAGGUAUGAGAUACCGGACACACAGAUGGCAGAUGAGAAGCAGCUGGAGAUACUGCAGGACAAGGCCAACUUCCGCAGCUUCAAGCCCAAGCCCUUCAACAUGCGCGAGUUCUACGACCGCGCGGGGCACGACAUUCGAGACAUGCUGCUCUCCUGCCAAUUCCGGGGGGAGGUCUGCAGCGCAGAAGACUUCAAGGUGGUCUUCACACGGUAUGGAAAGUGCUACACGUUCAACUCUGGCCGAGACGGGCGUCCGCCGCUGAAGACCAUGAAGGGAGGGACGGGCAAUGGACUGGAGAUCAUGCUAGACAUCCAGCAGGACGAGUACCUGCCUGUGUGGGGGGAGACUGAUGAGACGUCCUUCGAAGCUGGCAUCAAAGUGCAGAUCCACAGUCAGGAUGAACCUCCCUUCAUCGACCAGCUGGGCUUCGGUGUGGCCCCAGGGUUCCAGACCUUUGUGGCCUGCCAGGAGCAGAGGCUCAUCUACCUGCCCCCGCCCUGGGGCACCUGCAAAGCUGUUACCAUGGACUCGGAUUUCUUCGACUCCUACAGCAUUACCGCCUGCCGCAUCGACUGUGAGACCCGCUACCUGGUGGAGAACUGUAACUGCCGCAUGGUGCACAUGCCAGGGGACGCCCCCUACUGCACUCCAGAGCAGUACAAGGAGUGUGCGGAUCCUGCUCUGGACUUCCUGGUGGAGAAGGACCAGGAGUACUGUGUGUGUGAAAUGCCCUGCAAUCUGACCCGCUAUGCCAAGGAGCUGUCCAUGGUCAAGAUCCCCAGCAAAGCAUCCGCCAAAUACCUGGCCAAGAAGUUCAACAAGUCUGAGCAGUACAUAGGGGAGAACAUCCUGGUGCUGGACAUUUUCUUUGAAGUCCUCAACUAUGAGACCAUUGAACAGAAGAAGGCCUAUGAGAUUGCAGGGCUCCUGGGUGAGCUGCUGAUGGCACCUGUCCCCUUCCCAUGUCACCCAGAGCAGGCUGCUCACCUCUGUCCCAUGAGCUCUUCCUCCUCAACCACCCCCGGGGGCCUUUCCCCACAUGUUGUUGUCUUGGUCAUUAAGCACAAGUUGUGCAGACGAGGCAAGUGCCAGAAGGAGGCCAAAAGGAGCAGCGCAGACAAGGGCGUGGCCCUCAGCCUGGAUGACGUCAAAAGACACAACCCGUGUGAGAGCCUGCGGGGCCAUCCUGCUGGGAUGACGUAUGCUGCCAACAUCCUACCUCACCAUCCGGCCCGAGGCACGUUUGAGGACUUUACCUGCUGA
Molecule: messenger RNA, 1623 nt
Organism: Myotis lucifugus (little brown bat)
Lineage: Eukaryota; Metazoa; Chordata; Mammalia; Chiroptera; Vespertilionidae
Gene: ASIC1
Product: acid sensing ion channel subunit 1
Biological process (GO): sodium ion transmembrane transport
Cellular component (GO): membrane
Source: RefSeq, a predicted model, not a curated record